Molecule: messenger RNA, 1485 nt
Organism: Triticum turgidum subsp. durum (durum wheat)
Lineage: Eukaryota; Viridiplantae; Streptophyta; Magnoliopsida; Poales; Poaceae
Source: the annotation of a GenBank genome assembly
AUGGAAGCUUCGUACAUGCUAUGGCUUGUGUACGUUUCACUCGCCUCUUGUGUCCUCUACAAACUCUUCCUUGUAGGCAGUAAGAGUUCGCGGCUGCCGCCGGGCCCGACGCCGAUCCCUCUCCUCGGCAACAUCUUUGACAUCCAAGGCGAUCUGCACCAGGCCCUUACCAGGCUCGCCGGGGUGCACGGCCCCAUCAUAUCCAUCAAGCUCGGCGCCACCACCGCCGUCGUGGCCUCGUCCGCCGCGUGCGCCCGCGACGUGCUGCAGAAGUACGACCACCUCCUGGCGGCGCGGUCCGUCGCCGACGCCGCGCGCGCGCUGGGCAACCACGAGCACUCCAUCAUAUGGCUGCCGUCCAGCAGCCCGCUGUGGAAGCGCCUCCGCGCCGUGUGCACCAACCACCUGUUCUCGGCGCACGCCCUCGACGCGGCGCGCGCGGUGCGGGAGGAGAAGGUGAGGGGCCUGGUGGGCUGCAUCCGCGGCCAUGCCGGGGAGACCGUGGAGGUCGGCCGCGUCGUGCUCUCCGGGCUGUUCAACAUCGUCUCCAGCGUGCUGUUUUCCGAGGAGGUGGGCGACCUGAGCUCAGACCGGGCGCAGGGUCUCGAGACGCUGACCAACGACCUCCUCAUGGAGCUCAUCAAGCCGAACAUGUCGGACCUCUUUCCCGUGCUCUCUGUUCUUGACUUGCAGGGCCGCCGCCGCAGUACCGUCGAGCAUCUGAGGAGGUUCUUUGACUUCUUUGACCCGAUUAUUGAGCGUCGUAUGAAGGCCGGAGGUGAAAGGCAGGGGGAUUUCUUGGAUGUGCUACUCCAGCUUCACUCGGUGGAUCAGCUCAGCAUUCAGACAAUCAAGUCCUUUCUUUUGGAUCUGUUCAUAGCAGGGACAGAGACAAACGCUCUCACCGUGGAGUGGACGAUGGCCGAGCUACUUCGGCACCCGGCCGUCAUGUCAAAGGUUCGCGCCGAGCUGCAGGGAGUGGUUGGUGCAAAGCAGUAUCCCGACGAAUCCGACAUCAGCAGGCUGCCGUAUCUCCAGGCCGUGCUGAUGGAGAGCAUGCGCCUACACCCGCCAAGCCCGCUCCUGAUACCGCACCAGGCCAUGGUCGAAGGCGCGGAGGUCGGGGGCUUCGUGGUGCCCAAGGGCGCCAUGGUGAUCGUCAACCUGUGGGCCGUCAUGCGCGACCCGGCGACGUGGACGCUGCCCGAGGAGUUCAUGCCGGAGAGGUUCGUCGGGGCGGACAUGGACUUCCGGGGCAAAGACCGGUUCGAGUUCAUGCCGUUCGGGGCGGGGAGAAGGGCCUGCCCUGGUAUGCCCAUGGCGACAAGGGUUGUGACCCUCAUCCUCGCGUCCCUGCUGCACAGGUUUGAGUGGAGGCUGCCAGAGGGGAUGCAGCCGUGCGACGUGGAUGUUCGGGACCGGUAUAGGAUGUCUCUCAAUAUGGUCACGCCAAUCAAGGCCGUGCCACUGCCAUUAUUCUCGUGA